Messenger RNA from Cololabis saira (Pacific saury), 2550 nucleotides. RefSeq names its product myosin light chain kinase 3-like. The coding region runs from base 381 to 2546 and encodes 721 amino acids. Gene Ontology annotation, biological process: protein phosphorylation; intracellular signal transduction; positive regulation of apoptotic process. Gene Ontology annotation, cellular component: cytoplasm; nucleus. NCBI's taxonomy places the organism in Eukaryota, Metazoa, Chordata, Actinopteri, Beloniformes, Belonidae. Gene Ontology annotation, molecular function: ATP binding; protein serine/threonine kinase activity. The record is from RefSeq and is a predicted model, not a curated record. The transcript has 12 exons.
GCGGAGAGAUUGAUGAUCUCCCUCCUCCUCUAUUCUUCUCGCCGUCACUCGGUCCGGCAGCAUGAAGCUGAUCCGGUACAGAGGAACCAGAGACCAGUUCCUGCCGGUCCUAAAGGAGCCAGAGACUGGUUCCUGCCAGAGACUAGUUCCUGCCAGUCCUAGUGGAACCAGAGACUAGGUCCUGCCGGUCCAGAGGAGCCAGAGAUUAGUUCCUGCCGGUCCAGACCAGUUCCUGCCGGUCCAGACCAGUUCCUGCCGGUCCAGAGACCAGUUCCUGCAGGUCCUAGAGGAGCCAGAGACCAGUUCCUGCCGGUCCAGAGACCAGUUCCUGCCGGUCCAGAGACCAGUUCUUGCCGGUCCAGAGACCAGUUCCUGCCGUCAUGAACCCGAGCCUCGUCAACUCGUUGGCCAAGGUUUACGAUGCAAACCCUCUCCACGCCCAGAAGUUGGCCGGGAGGAAGUUCUCGCUGGGCGGCUUGGCCUCAUCGGCCUCCUGCUGCUCCCAUGAUGCCUUGCUCCGCGGCUCGGCCUCCUGCUCCCAUGAUGCCUCGCUGCGCGGCGUGGAGAGCAGGAUGGACUCGCUGAGCUCCCAGAUGGAGGUGCUGCUGGGGAUGCAGCAGACGGUCCUGGCCCGGCUGGACGGCCUGGCGAUGGAUGUGCGCGGCGUGGGCCGGGACGUGGCCUCCCUGCGGGAGGAGGGCUGCGGCGGCGCUAAAGCUAGGCGGGAAUCUGGAGGCCCCAGAGGCCCCGGAGGCCCCGGAGCCCUGGAAACCCUGUGCAAGGACAUGCUGGGCUCCAUGGAGACGGCCGGCCAGCGCAUGGACAGCCAGGGCCGGCGGCUGGAAGGGGUGGAGAAGCUGCUGGAGGGCAGCCAGCAGGUGCUCAGCUUCAUCAGCAGCCAGCAAGUGCUCAGCUUCAUCGGGGAGCUGCUGAAGAGCUCCAGGCUGCUGGAGCUCUUAGUCAGGCAGCCGGGGAACGGCAGGAAGGGAAAGGAUGACAAAGAUAGAGCCAAGCAGAGCGCGAAGGGCGGCAAGACCCAGAAAAAGAGGAAACCUCAGGACUCGUCAGACUCUUCUUCUUCUCUGAAUGAGCCGGUGCUGCAGCAGCAGGUGGAGAAGCUCAACCGGCAGAACCUCCAUCUGUCCCAGGCGAGCGCCGAGGCCGACGCCCGGCCGGGUGACGCCGGAGCCGCCGGGGAACGAAUCCUUCGCCAGGUCUCCGAGUCCCGGCCGGACCAGAAGGAGAAAGACGGAGGGCAGAGCUUCGUCCUCACGGAGCCGGAGGAAGACGAGGAUGCCGGUUCUGCCCGGAGCGGAAGAUCGGAGGACGAUACGAAGACGCGGCACAAAGAAAAGGCGGGAAAAGACUCAGACUCGGUUACGGGCGUCAGUUCUGCUCUGGUUCCUCCAGAAAGCUCGGAGGAGGCCGGCGACUCGGCGGCGUCGAGCAAACGGCGAGUGGCGGAAGACGACGUGAAGGACGACCUGAAGAAGAGCCGAGUGGGAGACGGACAGACGGACAGAGAACCGGAGGAGGCCCAGGCCGACGCCGAGGGGGACGCCGAGGACGACGUGAAGGAGUUCCUGAUAGACUCGACUCCUCCAGCUCUGGCUCCCUUCGAUCAUUGCAUCGUGACGCCCAAACCCCAUCAGAUCUCGUCCUACUACACCAUCGACAGGGAGGAGGUUCUGGGCGGGGGGCGCUUCGGCCAGGUCCACAAGUGCGUGGAGAACUCGUCGGGCCUGAUUCUGGCCGCCAAGAUCAUCAAGGCCCGGAGCCAGAAAGAGAAGGACGUGGUGAGGAACGAGAUCCAGGUGAUGAACCAGCUGAGCCACGCCAACCUGAUCCAGCUGUACGCCGCCUUCGAGUCCCGGCACGACGUCAUCCUGGUCAUGGAGUACGUGGAGGGGGGCGAGCUGUUCGACCGCAUCAUCGACGAGAACUACAACCUGACGGAGCUGGACACGGUGCUGUUCGUGCGGCAGAUCUGCGAGGGUUUGCAGUACAUGCACAAGAUGUACAUCCUGCACCUGGACCUCAAGCCGGAGAACAUUCUGUGUGUCGACAGAGCGACGAACAAGAUCAAGAUCAUCGACUUCGGCCUGGCGAGGAGGUACAAACCCCGGGAGAAACUCCGGGUCAACUUCGGGACGCCUGAGUUCCUGGCCCCUGAAGUUAUCAACUACGAGUUCGUGUCCUUCCCCACGGACAUGUGGAGCCUCGGCGUCAUCAUGUACAUGAUGCUCAGCGGCCUGUCCCCGUUUCUGGGCGACGACGACAACGAGACGCUGAACAACAUCCUGGCGUGCCAGUGGAACUUCGAGGAGCAGGAGUUCUCCGGCGUCUCCGACGAGGCCAAAGACUUCAUCACGCGUCUGCUGGUGAAGAGCAAGAGCUGGAGGAUGAGCGCCGCCGAGUCGCUCAGGCAUCCCUGGCUGUCGGACCGGAGCCUGCACUACCGGCUCAACCAGAAGAAAAAUAAGUGCCACCCGUCUCACCCUCCGUCUCACCCUCCGUCUCACCCUCCUCCCCCCCCAGAGAGCUAGGAAG